AUGGAUAUUGAAAGAGUUUUCAUGAGUUGUUACAAGAUCGAGGAGCAGCCUGAUGAUAUUUUCAACUUGAUCGAAUUAGCUCUGCGUGUUGGUGCAUUCAAGUAUCAGCCACAGUUCGAAAAGCGCAAAGCCAGAAUAAUCAAGUUCCUGAUGAAUCCCUCGAUAACAUCAACUGAUGAUGAUGAUGAUGAUGAUGAAGAAGAAAAAGAGGUUAUCGAGGACAAUGUUGGUGAUCAAGAUGACGUGACCAGCAUUGAAGAGCCUGAGAAAGAAGAAGAAGAUGGGUUAGGAACACAACAAAGAACUGCAGAAAGCAACAAACCCUUGGUGACGAAGAUUAGAAUAGUCAUCCGCAAGUCUGUAUGUUAUGGAUCAGCCAGCCCAAUUUGUUCCACUGUACAAGUUGCUCCUGCGGAGAAACAGAACAAUUGCAGUGCAAUAACAGAAAGCAGCACAGAGUUGAAGAAAACUGACUUGGUUCAACAAUUGGAUAAACAAGGAACACCACACUCCCAUAAUAGUACUACUAUGCCAUCAAGAAAGAGGAUGAAAGAGUCCACCAAACGAGUACAAGUUGCUCCUCCUCGUGUAAGACUUCUUUCUGAUUUAUCUUUCGAGAAGCACCUUGACAGAGACAAGCAGAGCCACAAAGGUUUCAAGAAGAUGGAGAGUGAUUAUCACACAGAAAAUAAGAGAGAAGAAGGAGCACAAAAGACCCAUACCCAAUGCAGGAGAAAAGAGUGCACCACUGGUUCAACAAAUAGUACUGCUACUGUUUUGUUAUUUGGGUUGAAGUUUGUUCCAAUUGGUGCUUUCAUGGCUUUGGACUCCAUGGAUACUUCUAAGAAAUCGGAUGGUGCUGUACCGUCGGACUCGUCGACGGAACUUUCUCUUUUAUCAACUCGUGUGGACAACUUGACUCAGUUAGUGCAGGAUUUUAUCUCCACGGUGGCUGUUCAGUCAGCGGUUGUUGAUCCUGUUCAUCCAAGGCAGGCGGCUGUGUGUUUAUCUCCUGGAUCUAACUCUUCUGGUCCGCUCACAAUCCGACACAAACCAGCGGCGGUGGCACUUAGUCGUUUUAAGGGUCAAAAUGUUGAGGCAUGGUUGUUUCAAGCUGAGCGUUAUUUUGAGUUUUAUUCCAUUCUACCAAUUCAUCAACUUUCCUUGGCAUCGUUCUAUUUGGAUGGUGAGGCUCUCGAUUGGUAUCGCUGGAUGUUUCGCAACAAGCAACUCUUUGAUUGGCCACAUUUUGCUGAGAAGCUCCGUCUCCGAUUUCGGGAUAUAUCAUUGCGCUCUCCGGAGGGCAGACUUUCGAAGCUUGUACAAACGUCCACUGUGGCGGAGUUUCGCGCCCGGUUCGAGGCGAUAUCUAAUGAAACAAUACACUUGCCAGAUGAGUUUUUGGUUAGGUGUUUUAUUUCGGGCCUUCGGUCAGAUAUUCAAGAUGAAGUCGCUAUUAGAGAACCCACAUCUCUAGAAGAGGCUAUACGUUUAGCUAAUAUGUAUGAGCAGAAGUUGAAUUACGCUAAAAGUCCAGUUCGUCCUGCUUUUGCGAGAACUCAACCCCUUUUGCCCAACCCUACAACACCAUCUCCUUUAAUUCUGUCUAAGCCAACUGCUCCAUCAUCUGCCUUUCCCAAAAUUCCCUUCAAGCGCCUGACGGCCUCCGAGAUCCAGGCUAGACGAGACAAAGGGCUCUGCUACAAUUGUGAUGAGAAAUACACUAUUGGCCACAAGUGCAAGGCACUUCCUCAAUUCCUGCUUUUGGAGGAGUCUUCUGAAUCCUCAAUCGAGUUGCCAGACUCUUUUUGUCCUGAGGAUUUCCUAGCUGAAGAACUUCAAUGUUUAGAGGUUCAAGCUCAUUCUACUAUAUCAUAUCAUGCCUUGUCCGGUGGUACUUCUCACGCUACUCCUCGCUUUCAUGGCCAUGUCCGCGGUUCCCCUGUGCAAGUAUUCGUUGAUGGGGGAAGCACUGAUAACUUUGUGCAAGCACGAGUUGCCAAAUUUCUGAAUCUGUCUAUUGAGCCCGCACCUCCUUUUUCGGUGGUGGUUGGCAGUGGUCAGCGUCUUCGCUGUGAUGGGGUGGUACGACAAGUCCCUUUGUCGAUCCAGGGGUGUAACCUUGUGGUUGACUUAUAUGUUCUCUCGCUACAUGGUGCAGAUAUUGUUUUAGGGGUAUCUUGGUUGAGUUCGUUGGGGCCAAUUCUACAAGAUUACUCUCAACGUCUCUUUGAGUUCUCCCUUAAGGGACAAAAGUACAGCUGGAUUGGAGAGCCUUCUGAUAAGGCUCAACCUGUGCAAUUACACACAUUACGACGACUUUCUGAAACUGAGGCGGUGUCCUCUUACUUUUGCCUCCGGCUGGUUACGCGUGAGAGUCUUGGUCCGCCUCCUUAUCCUCCUGAUAUGGACUCACUUUUUGCUUCAUAUGAAGAUGUGUUUUGCAAACCACAAGGUUUACCUCCAGCACGCGAGCUAGAUCAUGCUAUCCAUCUCAAUCCAGGGUCAGGACCUGUUAAUGUUAAACCCUACAGGUAUCCCUAUUUUCAGAAGAACAUCAUGGAACAAUUGGUUGCUAAUAUGCUCACUGAUGGAAUAAUUCGGCCUAGCACUAGUCCUUUUUCCUCACCUGUUUUAUUAGUUCGAAAGAAGGAUGGCACAUGGCGAUUUUGUGUGGACUAUCGUGCCUUGAACAUUAUUACUGUGAGAGAUCGAUUCCCUAUUCCAACUAUUGACGAACUUUUUGAUGAAUUACAUGGCGCAAUUUUUUUUUCUAAGUUGGAUUUGCUCUCUGGCUACCAUCAGAUACGUGUUCGUCCUGAGGAUGUGGCAAAAACGGCUUUUCGCACUCAUGAAGGACAUUAUGAAUUUCUUGUGAUGCCAUUUGGCUUGUCUAAUGCUCCUUCUACAUUUCAAGCUACAAUGAAUUCGAUUUUUCGGCCAUUACUUCGUCGCUGUGUUUUGGUAUUCUUUGAUGACAUCUUGGUUUAUAGCCAGACUUGGGGACAUCACUUGCAGCACCUUACUCAAGUUCUCCAGAUUCUUCGGGAACACAAAUUUGUGGCUAAAUGUUCUAAAUGCUUAUUUGGGCAGCCUCAAAUUGACUAUCUUGGUCAUGUCAUUUCCAGCAAGGGGUUAGCAGUUGACCCUUCUAAAAUAUCAGUUAUUCAGCAGUGGCCAAUUCCCACAAAUAUUAAGAGGGUACGGAGUUUCUUAGGACUCGCUGGUUACUAUAGGCGCUUCAUUAAGAAUUAUGCCACAAUUGCUAGUCCUUUGACUGAUUUACUCAAAAAAGUGUCUUUCAAGUGGGGAGAUGCCGCACAACUGGCAUUUGAGACUUUGAAGAACAAGCUGAGUUGCACUCCAGUCUUGGUGUUACCAGACUUCACACAGGAAUUUCACGUGGAGACUGAUGCUUCAGGCGUCGGUGUGGGGGCUGUCUUGUCCCAGCGAGGCCAUCCUAUCGCAUUUUAUAGCCAGAAGUUGUGCCCUCGAAUGCAAAAAGCUUUCACCUACCAUCGCGAGAUGUAUGCCAUUACUCAAGCUGUUGGUAAAUGGCGGCAGUAUUUAUUAGGACGGCGUUUCACAAUUGUUACUGACCAACAAUCACUCAAAAAUCUGACUGAUCAAGUUAUUCAGACGCCGGAGCAACAACAAUGGUUAGGGAAGUUGGUUGGGUUUGAUUUUCAUAUUGUGUAUCGCCCUGGGAAGCUUAAUAGGGUUGUUGAUGUCCUUUCUCGACCUGUUGAAGGGACUUUAAAUGCCUUAUCUAUUCGAACUUUUGACUGGAUUGAUGAAAUUCGAAUGGCCACUCAAUUUCAUCCAGAAUUGCUUGCCAUUAAACAUGGCAUUGAGCAACAGACUGCUACCGACUCCGAUUAUGUCCUUCGAGAAGGAUUAUUAUUUUUCAAAGGAAGACUAGUUAUCCCAUCUGAUUCCCCAGUAUGCAUCCGUCUAUUACAAGAAUUUCAUUCUUCACCUAUUGGGGGACACGCUGGGAUCGCUCGUACUUUUCAUCGUCUCUCAUCUAAUUUUUAUUGGCACCAUAUGCGGCGAGAUGUGCGAGUUUUUGUUACUGCUUGUCAAGUGUGUCAACAAAUGAAGGACAUGAAUCGCAGCCCUGCCGGCCUGCUGCAACCAUUGCCUAUACCGAACGUGGUGUUUGAGGAGAUCGCUAUGGACUUCAUCACUUGCCUUCCGAGUUCUAAGGGUAAGGCGACAAUCAUGACUAUUGUAGACCGCUUGUCAAAAUAUGGGCAUUUUAUCCCAUUGCCAUCCACGUUCACCGCACAUUCUGUUGCAUUAGCUUUUGUAGCCAAUGUCAUUAAACUACAUGGACCUCCGCGCGUUAUCGUAACUGACAGGGAUCCGAGAUUUCUUCACUCGUUCUGGCAGGAAAUUAAUAGACUCCAAGGCACCUCUCUGGCUAUGAGUACAGCGUAUCACCCGCAAACUGAUGGCCAAUCUGAAGCCUUGAACAAGUGCAUUGAACAAUAUUUGAGGUGUUUUGUUUCGGAGAGUCCUCACGAGUGGGUACCAAUGCUAUCUUGGGCUGAAUUUUGGUACAACACCGCCUUUCAUUCGUCUGCCGGAGUGACACCUUUUCAAGUAUUGUAUGGGCGGGAGCCUCCUACUAUUUCUCGUUAUGUGUUGGGCAGUGCUGCAGAUGAUUUAGUCGAGAAGUACAUGCUGAAGAGAGAUGAUGUUUUGGUGCUACUUAAGAACAACUUGUCGAAGGCUCAAAUUCGUAUGAAAUUAUAUGCUGAUGCUCGUCGAACGGAUUUGCAACUGGAAGUUGGUGAUUGGGCGUUUGUGAAGCUCAAGCCUUACAGGCAGCUUUCUCUCCGUUUGCAGCACCACCACAAACUCGGCCGGAAGUACUUUGGUCCUUAUCGAGUGCUGAAACGAAUUGGCUAUGUUGCAUACAAACUUGAUCUGCCAGCUGAUGCACGAAUUCACCCAGUCUUUCAUAUUUCUAUGCUCAAGAAAUGUGUGGGAACGCCUGCUGAACAAGUGACACCCCUGCUUCAGGUUCCUGUCGAAGAUCAACACCCACCGAACCUUGAGGACAAGGUUCUCGAUUGGGAGGGAAGUAUUGUUAUGGAUCAGCCAGCCCAAGUCAGUAGGGAAAUUGAGAAUGGGCCUGAGACAAUUAGGAAAAGCCAACGAAUUAAACAGCCCAACAAGAAGCUACAAGACUAUAUCCUAGGCUAA
This is a messenger RNA of Solanum tuberosum (potato), 5214 nucleotides long. RefSeq lists its product as uncharacterized. Gene Ontology annotation, molecular function: nucleic acid binding. Lineage: Eukaryota; Viridiplantae; Streptophyta; Magnoliopsida; Solanales; Solanaceae. The record is from RefSeq and is a predicted model, not a curated record. The transcript has 3 exons. Bases 1 to 5214 code for a protein of 1737 amino acids. Gene Ontology annotation, biological process: DNA integration.